UAUGGCUCGGGGACCUGCCCGUCCUCGUGGCUUUCGGGGCGCGCCUGCGCCCUCUCCUCCUCUCCCCCCUCCCCGCUCGGGCCAUGGUCGUCGCCUCGCGCCUGGCCUGGAUUCGGAGGCAGGUCCUGCAGGGCGCUGGCUUUCACUUCUCUGCGGACGGCGCGGCCAUGCGGGGGCGCUUCAAGGUGGAGAUGGCCAUCGACGCGGGCCUGCAGGUCUCGCCCCUCGCGCAGCUCGCAAACCUGGGUGUGGACGAUCAUCUUCUUCAAUUGGUUAAUUCUCAUCUGUCGGUGGAUCGUGGCCACCGCCGCUCGGACGGAAAGCGCGAAGUCUCUCCUUGGCUUUCUGCGCGGCCUGCGCCCUUCCGGCAUGGGCUUCGCGACGAGGGUGAUGAUGGCGAUGCUGGCGAUGACGGGGAUGGCCCUGGAGACGGCGGCGAAGGUCGACCUGGCGGCCGUCGUCGAUGCCGUUGCGGUGCACAUGCUCUGCCUCGCCCACGUGGCGCUGAUCCGUGGCGCGCUGGCGAUGGAGAUCCCUGGUCUUCUGCUGGACAACUGCCCAAAAUUCCUCGUCGAUCUGAUGAUCCUGAUGGUGGCCUUCCCGUGGUUCCUCCUUUCCCUUCAACUCGAACGCUCUGGAGUUUCAUCCCGCUGGCGUCCGCUCUGGCGAUGCUGAUGGUGGCGCUCGAGCUCUCCGGCGCCGAGUACCUCCCGACGCUCAAGUUGCAGACCGACUUCCUGAGCCAGCUCCUCGUCGUGGUUCAGAUGCACGUAGGUCGGCCUUAUGUGCCAGUUCGUGGCCCAGUCGAUGAUACUUGGAACCGGGGCGACAUGGUGGCUGGCAUGAUUGCUGUAAUGGGCAGUGACGGUCGCCCACCUAGCGGGGCAAUGCGCGCUGUCUUCCAUCUUCCAUUUCGUCCUGUGGAGGACCACCGCACUCAUGAUGCUGAUCGUCAUGGAGAUGGACGUGCUGGUCUCGUCAUGGUUGUCUGGGGCUUUUCCCUCCAGUCCUGCUCCGCGAGACGGCUGGCGAAGAGGCGGUUCACGCAGAAGCUGCUCAUGCAGAAGCUGUUCAUGCAGGGGCUGUUCGCGCUGAAGCAGCAGCUGUUCACGUAGAGGCUGUUCCUGCAGAAGCUGUUCACGCAGGAGCUGUUCGUGAUGCCGGCGCGCCGCCUGCGCAUCUUCUCGCGCCCCUCCAAGACAUGCUCGACAGGCGUCAGGAAAAGUUUGCGGGGUCUAUUGGUGUGUGCUGUGGUGAGCCGCGCGUGCCGCGCCCUCCUGAUGGCGGCGCGGCCCCUGUGCGUUCCUCGGAUGGUGAUGCGCCUCGCGGGCCUGCCCGCGACGGCCCUGAUGGCUCUGCUGGUGCGGGCGCCCCCCUUCCGACGGAUGCCGUGGCUCUCUCAGGUGGUGUUCCCGAUCGUCCGGCCUCUUCGCUCGCGCCGGGUGGGCAUAGACGAUUUUCGGCCUCUGAUAUGGCUCGGCUUCAACAAUUUCGGAGGGAAGUGUUUGGUAUCUCUGAUGAGGAGGCCGCCCUUUAUCGUUCGCUUCCCCGCUCUGAGAAUGGCUCUGGGCCUUCAUCGCGUGCUCGUCCUUGACCGCGCGAUGUGCUCUAUUGAGAUCUACGGCUUUGUGUCGGCGGAGCGGCUUCGGUGGUCUGGCCCUUUUUAGGGUCGGCACGGCCGGGUGGGUGCCUUGCGCUGGCGCCCCUGGUGAUGCUACAUACUUCAUAGUGCAGGA
This is a messenger RNA of Prorocentrum cordatum, 1736 nucleotides long. Lineage: Eukaryota; Dinophyceae; Prorocentrales; Prorocentraceae. The record is from the annotation of a GenBank genome assembly.